UAGCACUGAAUGCAUAAUUACGGAGGUCGACCAAUGUCAGCUCUGUUCUCAACGAACUAACCAAUAACGUUACUUUUUACUUUCACCCACCGUUGCGCUGCCGCGAAUGCCGAUGAUUUUAAGUUGGUACUGAUCCUAAAUCUGUAUUUGUAGCACCAUUUUCUUCACAAAUCAACCGACAACUGCAAACGCCGGUGAAAAUUGUCGAAUCCGGAUGAAAAAGAGGCGCGGAUAUAUAUUAAAAUUUGUGAAUUAUUGGCGAAAACGACAUGGAAACAAUAGAAGAAAACCCGCACAACGUGCUAGGCAGUAUAUUGAAUGAGGAAGAACUUACACAGAUUCCAGAGGGUGUGAGCAAAAAGCUGAAAUCAUAUUUCGAUGAACGGUUCGAAGAAUUUAUCACUGCUAAAGCUGUGUUUGAGACUGCCAGAAAAAAUCUCGAACAAAGGUUAGAGACUCUGCAAAAGGAUUACAAUGAACAGAAACUGGAUUUCGAAGAAUGUAAAGGCAAACUGGAUCUGGCCAAUAAAUACACAAAUGAGCUUCAAACCAAAGUUGAUGAAACUAGGUCUGAAGCAACAAGAUUACAAGAAUCACUCAGAAGAUUAGAAAAGGAUAAUGCAGAGCUUCGACGUCAGCGGGAUGUGGCUACAGAUGAAAGAGAUGCACUCCAACUACAAGUUGAGCGUCGAGACGCAGAACUUGAGCGUACACAUGCUGAGCUGCAAAUGCUUAGUACGCAGUUGCAGACAGCGGUGACUGCUAAGUGUCAAGCUUUGGCAGACACUGAGGAGAUCCGCAGUCGUGAAAUGACUUUAGAUUACAAGGAACAGCGUCUGGAGAAAGAGCGAAACCUUUUGUCUCAACAGAUGGCGAAUUUAGAAGAAGAGCUAUCAAAGCGCACUGGAGAACUUCAAAAUGUUCGUGCUGAAUCAUCCAAGAGAUCACUGUUGACGGAAACCCAGCUUUCACAGCGUGAGGAAGAACUGCGAAUAGCUAAUGAUGAAAUUAGUAAACUCCGUGAAGGAAAUUCCCUCAUCACCAAACGCUGUGAUGAGAUCGCACAAAAACUAGAAGAACAAAGAGCUCAUGAGCUUUCAAUGCAUGCUUCUUAUCGUGAGGAAGUUAACGCUCAAACUAGAUUAGCUGACCUUUAUAAGGGAAUGGCAGAUGAAGCUAAUGCCAAGGCUGAUGAAUUUAGUUCAGCUGUCAAGGAACUACAAUCCCUACUUGAACAAGCCACUGAGCAGUAUGGUGUGCUUGAAACACAGCACAAUGAUUUACAAAUACGACUUGAUGAAGAGGUUGCUGAAAAGUCACAAAAAAUCGAAGAGCUUGAAAAAGAAUUAGAGCGGGCAAACGAUCUGCUGAAGGAUGCCAAACAAGAAAUGUUAGACCACGCAGUGGAGCAGCUGGCUCCAACAGCAGCAGUAGCAAGUAGACUGCUGAAAAAAGGCUCCAGCCUCACCCAAAUUUAUACCCAACUGGUUGAUGCCACCAACGAACUGGCAAUCGAGAAAGAAGAAAAUGAGCGAUUGAAGUCACAAAUGAAUAUAAUACUUCGUGAACUUGAAGAUAAGGCACCAGUACUUCAACAACAGCGUGACGAUUAUGAAGCCGCAGUUGCCAAUGUUACAACGCUCACUUCACGUCUUGAUGACCUCCUUGCUGAAAAUCAUCGUUUGCAAGAAUCCGCAGAUGAGGCCUCGCGCAUUGCGAACCAUCAUGUUCGGGAAAAUAAACGGCUAAAGACGGAGCUUGCAGAUCUCGCUAGACAGGUCUGUUUCCUUCUCAAAGAAGUCCAGGAGAGUCGUGGAGGUUCGACAGCACUCUCUUCCACAAUGAUGGAAUCUGACGACCUAGCAUCUUCUCAAAUUAUCAGCAAAAAGUUGGUUACCUUUAGAGAUAUUGAAGAACUACAGGAAAACAAUCAGAAAUUGUUAUCAAUUGUCAGAACAUUAUCUGCAAGACAAGAAGAAAUUGAAAAGGCAACUGAUGAAAUAAAUUCUGGAGAGAUGAAAGAAAAACUUGAUAGGUAUGUAGAACAACUAUCUGACAUGCAAGCAGCGCAGGACCGACAAUCAAAAAUGCUCGAAGGUUUGUUGCGACAAAGGGAUAUGUACAAGAAUAUGUACCAGCAGUGUUUGAAUCAGACCUCAACCAAUCGCCGAGAGUCUGUCACAGACGAGGAGAAGGCAGAAAUGGAAGUAGAUCAAAAGGAAAAUGAAAGAGAAAAUAAGAAGAAAGAAAACGAUGAAAAGGAUGGGAAAAUAACUGAAUUGGAGUCUAAGUUAAAACAACUGCGUGACGAGUAUGAUGCAUAUAGAAAAGAGAGAGUCGCACAUGAACAAAUGCUAGGUGAAGAAAUUGAGAGAUUGAGAAAAGAGGCAGAGGUCAGUUCUGCACGCAGUUGCCGAUUGAAAUCGCAGUUGGAUUCUGCUAAUGAGCGAUUCCAUCUUCUACAGGCCAAUGUCAGCUCAUACAAAUCCCAAAUUAAAGUUCUUGAGGAAAAAUGCAGUAAUUACAACACAACCAUUGGGAAACAUGAACAGAGUAUAAUGAUAUUGAAAGAUGAAACUUUAGAUGCACAAGCUCGUCUGUCACGAGCUGAGGUGCAGUUAGAAAACCUCCGACAAGAAAGGCAAUUAUUACGAGAUUCAGAGGGACGCCUGUUAAAAGAGCGAGAGGUAUUGCACAGAGAGAGACAAACGCAAGCUUUGUUACGAGCAGAUGUGGAAGCUAUUAAAGCCAGUUUGGAACGUUCUCAAGCAGAGGGUCAAUUACGAGCAGAACAGCGUCUUGACGAUGCUACUAGCGAGUGUGCAGCUUUACGUAGAAGACUUCAAGAAGAACAAGAUCGGUUCCGUGAAUUAGCUUCUCACUUAGAACGCCAGUUGGCUACUGCACAGCAACGGCUCACAGAAGAACGUGAGAUGGCGGAGAAAUUGCAAACGGACCUUGAAGCUGCUCGCGAAGUUCACAUUGAAGAUGUACGACGUAUCGAAGAUUUUAGUGCUAGACUUAGACAAGCUGAUGCACAUUCAAUAGCCAAACCCAUGAUUGGUGAUGAUAAUAUGAUCAAGAGACUGAAGGAACUUGAGGUUCAACUCACAAGUAGUCAAGCAGAAGUCAGAUCACUUUCAGAACAAUUGAAGGCAGCUCACCAACACAGCCAACAGUAUUGUAAUAUAGCCGAAAGCUCUGAAAGCCAACUUCGAGAGUUGACAGCGGAACAAAUAAAAUACAAGGAAAGAGUUGAACAGCAACUUAGAGAAACACAAGCUGUAAUAGCAUCACUUAAAAAGCAAAAUCAAGACUUAGAAGAGGAACUUAGCCGUGUUAAAUCAGGACGCCAAGAAACAGACUCAGAAUUACGAGAAAAGCUAAAUAUUGCUGAAAGACAAUUGGAAGAACUCGGAGAAUUGAGACACGAGUUACAGAUAGCUCAAAGCGAUCUACAAGCUGCGUCAAAUGCUGUCAAAGAAACUGAAGAAAAAUAUGCUAGGGAAAUGCUCCUGCACUCCACUGACUUGCAGGCCCUUGCACGACUCAAAGAAGAAUCCGGUGCCGUUGCAGAGAAAAUCUCUCAUCUUACCCGAGAACGUGACUCCGCAAUCGAGUCACUACAAAUUGAAAAGGCUGCCUGGCAUGAGAGAGAACAACGGUUGAAUGAGGAAGUUCAUGAGUUACAAGUGAGAAUGAAAGAUUUAGACACACAAAACUCCUUGUUGCAUGAUCAAAUACAAGAGCUAAGUGAUCGCACGGCUGUCAUUCAAAGUCAACAGUUGAACGCAAGUCGCUCCGUAAGCCCUGAUACCAGUUUAGAAGCAAUGAAUCGUAGCUUCAGUGGACUUGAGGAUGAUUCUAAAUCAGCGGAACAGCUCUUAAGAGUAAUGAAAUAUCUUAGAAGAGAAAAAGACUUGGCUGUUGCAAAGUUUGACGUUCUGAGAGCGGAAAAUUUAAGACUUAAGUCACAGGCUGAGGCACUAGAGAAACGAAUGAAGGAAGCAGAGACAUUGCUCAACUCACAACGUGAAGAAUCGGAAAUUGAUGUUGUGACAACCUCGAAGCAUUCUGAACUAUUACGCAAAGUUGAAACGCUGAAUGCUAUCACGGAUUCUAAUCGUAUCCUGAGAGAAGAGCGAGAUAGUCUACUGGUUCAAGUAUCAGAUCUAACUACAAAAGUAACAGCACUUUCGGCUGAGGUGGUACCACUUCGUGACAAAGCUCGAGAAUUGACAACUCGAACUGAAGCAUUGGUACAAGAGAAUGACAGCCUUAAAGCAGAAGCUACUAGGUGGCGUCAACGAGCCAAUGCUCUAGUAGAAAGAGCUAAUAAAGCAAGUCCUGAAGACUGGCGACGAUUGCAAAGUGAACGACAAAAUCUUAGUAAACUGCUGACUUCUGAGCGUGAAACGCAUGCAAAACAAACUGAUGAAUUGAAUUUACUGAAGGUAGAGAAAUCCAAACUGGAAGAACAACUCAUCCAACAGCAACGUCAGAUUCAAUCUCAGAGCGAACAAUUAUCCAAGAGCUUAGAAGAUAGCCGAAAGCUUAAUCAAGACUUGAGCGAAUCACUUGCUAACUCAGCUGCAAAAUUGAAAGAAGUGACUCUACUGCGUAAAGAACUCACAGACAAAGAAGUUGUACUGAAUGAUAUCAAAAAUAAAGAAUUGAAGAUCCGUACAAUUGCUAAGAAAUACAAGGCACAAUGUGAAGAACUAAGUAAAACGCUUGAAGAAGAGAAAUCUAAACAGCCACAGUUACAAGCGACUGGAACAGCUGUGCAAAAUGUGGAACGCGAAAAUCAAUUGAGGGAAGAGGGGCGGCAAGAGCUGCGUCAGGCAAAUCUUGAAUUGUCCACUCGAACUGAGGAACUGACUCGUCAAUUGACGGCUGUGCAAAAUGAAACGGAAGCCCUGAAGAAAGAAGUUGAAACCUUAAAUAAGGCUAGUGUUGAAAAGGAAGAGCGUGCAAAACAAGUACUUAAAGGCGCGAGAACAAGAAUCAUGCAACUGACAGAAUCGAAAAAGGUUUGCGAAAAAGAAUUGAAUGAUUUAAAGUCUAAAGUUGAAUCUAAUUCAGGGGAAUCCGAAACUUCUGAUCAUGAUGCGAGACUGGCUGCCAUCAAAUCUCAAAUGGAAGGAAGAAUUUCACGUCUAGAACAUGAAAAGACUGAAGUACAUGCUGAAAAAGAAGCUCUUCUCCAACGAGUUAAUCAAUUGCAAAGACAGUUGUCAUCUAGUGCUGGCGGAGUCAGUGUUACGAAUGAACCACCAACAGCUAACAUUAAGCCCAUGUCAGCCCGUUCAGAAACUCCGCUUGCAAGCAUUCGUCCCAUGACCGUUGUGGUACAGUCUAGGACUGCAGCUGUUUUGCCCACAACUGCAGCAGCUCCCGUUUUAGUAGCACCUCAACAACAGCAGCAGCAGCAACAACAACAACAACAACAACAACAGCAACAACAACAACAGGCCGUUCACACUACUGAAACUAGUUCACCUACCAGCAGUCAUACUGACUAUCAACCAGCCAGUACAAGCAGUUCGUCCCAGACCACUGCCAGCAAUUUGCGGCAGCUAGCAGUUCAACCACAACUCAGUGAACCAGCGGAAUCCACUCAGCGAGAAGACCCUGAAAGUGCAGAACCUUUGAGCUUACAGCAGCAACAGUGCCAACAACAAACUCAACAGCAGCAACAAACUGUGGCAUUGGUCAGUCCGAGAGUCGAACAACAACAGCAGCAGCAGCAGCAGCAGCAACAACAACAACAACAGCAGCAGCAGCAGCAGCAACAACAACAACAGCAGCAGCAGCAGCAGCAACAACAACCUGUGGCCAGUGUUAGUGAUCAGCAACAAACCGUAGCGAGCAGUUCAACACAAUCAGUGAGCACUUCGCAAGGCACUAGUGGCCAUAAACGUCCUAGAAGUCUUGAUACCUCAGCAUCCGGAUCAAGUGUUGCCGAAGGUGGUGUAGAUGCUACCAGACAAGAACAAAGUCCUAGUCCAAAAAGUAAACGAAGCAGGCAGCAAGAAAUUGCACCAGCACCCACUCCUAGUGCCACUGACGUCGAGUACCAGGUACCUACGUCAAGCCAACGUGAUCAAGAUGAAGAAGUAGAAGAUGGGUGUGUGGUUGUAGUUGACUGUGACGAAGGUGAGGGAGGUGGAACUCAUCAGGCUCAAGAGGAAGAAGAAUUUGACAAUGAAACAUACGAGGAAAUGGAAGAGGAAGAAGAAUUACCCUAUGGAGUUGAGGGUGAAGGAGAAGUAGACAAUAAUGAAGUAGAAAUAAUAAUGGAGGAAGACUCUACUAGUGUUGAAGUACCCCGACAAAUUCAAUCUGCAACUGGUAACAAUCAGCAACAACAACAGUCAGAAGCCAUCAGCAGUGCUGGGCCUACUGGGGAGCCACCUUUACCAUUUGUGCCAAGAUCCUCUCGUGGUAUAGCUCCGAUGCCAAGGCAACAGCAGCAACAACAUCUACUCUUGCCUCAGCAGGGAUAUGAAGAUGGUGGCGACGAUAGCAUAGUACCAAGCACCCCAACACUGUUUGUACCUCGCCGAGGAGAUGGGUUUGGGGAAGCUGUCAGCUCUCCCCAGGUACCCCAAGGUCGUUUCACCUUCGGCGAUCCUACUCUGACUGUUACUGCAACAGCAACACCAACAUUAGCUACUCCCACUGGACCAACAAGAGCUAUUUUUGGGUCCUCAGGUUCUGGGGUUGCUCAAGUAGUACAAGAAGGAAUGGAUGACACACGAAUGGAUCUGACUCAACUUGAAGACGCUGGAACAGGACGUAGUGUCCCUACUACUCCGUUACAAGUGUCUCCAGCUGCUGCUGAUGUACCACCUUCGACAAGCAGUGCCCAAUCGGAAGAACAAGAAGCCCCUGUAUCUGGUGUUGCCACAGCUACGGUAACAGCAACAACUGACACCAGUGAUGAGUCAGUGAUUCCUAGUAUUCGAGUCGUAACAGUAGAACAAGAAGCAGUACAAGCAGAAGUCACGACCGAAACUCUCGAGUUGACACCUACUGACGUAGUGACUUCUGAAAGUGAGAAACAAGAUGAGGCUGGCCCGAGUGCAGGGGAUGAUGAGGUUACUGAAGUAGAAGUUGAGGCGGAAGCAGCAGGUGCUGAAGUUAGUACUGAAGAAGUAGAAGAUGAAGGUCGGGAGGCUGAAGCCUCUCCGUCAUGUAACACACGUUCACAAAAGGCACUAGCUGCAGCAGCAAACAACAACAGAGUUACGGCACGUCGUUCUAACCGAUCUCCAUUCCGUUCGUCUCGAGGACAACGGCCAACACCUAUUAUCUGGGAAAAUCAGUCUGGUCGAGGGCACAAUCCAGUAAGAGGAGGGCCACAAUCAAGAGGUGGGGUUAGCGAAGGCAGAGCACGAGGGUCCAGAGGACGGCGUAUGCGAAAAUUUCCGUAUGCCCGCUUUUAAGACAUAGUACUAGCACUAGUUAGUGGGUGCUACUUAACGUACAUGCAUAUACUAUGAUAAAACUAGAUUCGUCAUAUUACGACGUGCAGCUCGAUGUGCUCUAGUAUUGCUUUGGAAUAUUGAUGGAAUUGUGUCGUCAUACGUUGUGAAAAAUUUUCAUCUAAAAAUACUGUGAAAAAAUGAGUAGUUGUAAAAAUAUGCAUAAGAACUCUGACUUCUAAUUCCUCACACAGAGAACAUAUUCUUUUGAUAGUCAAGUAUCCAUCGGCAUAUGAAAUGUAUUGUCAUUAUAGCAUUAGCUAGAUUAUAAAUCUGUUCCCAAACUGUGACUCGAGUGCGAGUAUUUUUAGCAAAUGCUGCACUUGAGAUAACCCAUUUGACUAAGAAAUUAACUCUAAGCAACAAAAAAGUAAAAUUAAACAUAUUUCAGGAAGAUUCGUGACAGUUGUCUCACGAUGAUACAUUCAUACUUCAUACAACAGUUAUAGUUAGUACCGUAGUUAAUAUGUAACGUCCGUCAACCGACUAAAAAUAAACACGGGAUUCUGAUAAAGAAGUAAUUGCCUUCUUAGGCCAGACGAAUGAAAAAAUAACGAAAAAUAUACGAGUAACAGUAAAAUCCUGGCUUAAGUUAUUAUUGGAAAAAUUAUCUUACCUCAUUUAAAAGCGACGACGA
Molecule: messenger RNA, 8127 nt
Organism: Diprion similis
Lineage: Eukaryota; Metazoa; Arthropoda; Insecta; Hymenoptera; Diprionidae
Gene: Mgtor
Product: nucleoprotein TPR
Exons: 16
Coding region: 270-7451 (2393 amino acids)
Biological process (GO): protein import into nucleus; mRNA export from nucleus
Cellular component (GO): nuclear pore
Molecular function (GO): structural constituent of nuclear pore
Source: RefSeq, a predicted model, not a curated record